AUGGAGACACUAAGUUACUCACACAGGAACGGAUUUUCCAUACCUUCAUUUGGUUUGGCUGUUGUGCUACUGGUCGCCUUGGCGCUCUCGUGGGACGGUGGCCUCACGGCAUCAUGGCGGAGUGGCAUGGACUGCUGCAGGUGGGAAGGGAUCACCUGCAGCCCCAAUAGGACGGUCACUGAUGUUUCGCUGGCUUCUCGAGGUCUCGAGGGGUCCAUAUCUCCUUUCGUAGGCAACCUCACAGGCUUGCUGCGACUCAACCUGUCCAGCAACUCGCUGUCUGGUGGCUUACCAUUGGAAUUGCUUUCAUCCAGCAGCAUCAUUGAACUUGACGUCAGUUUCAACCGCCUGACAGGAAGCCUGCAUGAGCUGCCAUCUUCAACCCGUGUGCGGCCACUACAGGUACUGAACAUAUCAAGCAACUUGUUUACAGGAAGGUUUCCAACAACGACAUGGAAGAUGAUGAAGAGUCUGGUCAUACUCAAUGCCAGCACAAACAGUUUUACUGGGCAGAUACCAAUUACGCCCUGUCUUAGCGCACCAUCUUUUGCUGUGCUUGAACUCAGUUUUAACCAAUUCAGUGGAAACAUCCCUCGGGGGCUCAAUAACUGUACCGCGCUGAAAUUGCUCAAUGCUGGCUACAAAAACCUAAGUGGGACACUUCCAGAUGAGCUUUUCAAUGUUACCUCGUUAGAGCACCUCUCUUUACCUAGCAAUUUUUUAGAAGGAGCUCUCAAUGGCAUCAGCAAGCUCACAACUCUGAUCACCCUAGAUCUUGGGGGGAAUGAGCUCAGUGGUAAUAUUCCAGAUUCUAUAGGUGAGCUGAAGAGAUUGGAGGAGCUGCAUCUGGAUCACAACAACAUGUCAGGGAGGUUGCCAUCAGCUCUGAGCAACUGCACAAAUCUCAUAACAAUUGACCUCAAGAACAACUACUUCAGUGGGGAACUUACUGAGGUCAACUUCUCAAGCCUUGCCAAUCUAAAAAAGUUAGAUCUUCUGUACAACAACUUGACUGGCACAAUUCCAGAAACCAUAUACUCCUGCAGCAGGCUGACUGCACUACGGCUAUCUCACAACAAUUUCCAUGUCCAGUUGUCAGAAAGAAUAGGCAGUCUGAAGUUCCUCUCGUUCCUAUCCCUUGUUGGCUGCUCUCUUACAGAUAUCACUAGAACACUUCAGAUCCUUUGGACUUUGAAGAGCCUCAAAACCCUUCUUAUUGGGUUCAACUUCAUGCAAGAGACUAUGCCAGAGCUCAGCAUCGAUGGUUUCGAAAAUCUUCAGGUUCUUUCUAUGAAUGAUUGUUCAUUGUCUGGAACAGUACCUGAUUGGUUAUCAAAGCUCACAAAUUUAGGGAUAUUAUGUUUAAACAACAAUCAACUCACUGGACAAAUACCUGACUGGAUCAGAAGCCUAAACUUCCUCUUCUAUCUGGACAUCUCAAACAACAACCUUACAGGGGAAAUUCCGAGUGCCUUAAUGGAUAUGUCAAUGCUUAAAUCAGACAAGACUACACCAAAGGUCUUUGAGCUGCCUAUUUAUCAUACGAGUCCAUAUAGGCAGUACCUCAUGCCCAGUGGUUUUCCUAAAGUACUGAAUCUGGGUAUGAAUAACUUCACUGGUAUGAUACCUGAGACGAUUGGCCAGCUGAAAGCAGUCACUUCCCUCAACUUGAGCUCUAACAAAUUAUCUGGAGAGAUCCCAGAACCAAUCUGUGACCUCAAGAACCUGCAGACCCUUGACUUGUCCGGUAAUUUUCUCACUGGUACAAUUCCAGCUGCACUGAAUAAUCUACACUUUCUUUCAAAAUUCAGCAUUUCUAAUAAUGACCUAGAAGGCACUAUUCCAACCACGGGCCAGCUCAGCACAUUCCCAGGUUCUAGCUUUGAUGGAAACCCGAAACUGUGUGGUACUAUGCUUGUAAACCAUUGUGGUUCAACAGAUGCAGGUCCAGUCUCCAUUGUCUCCACAAAAGAGAUUGGCUCUGAGGUCAUCUUCGCCAUCGCCUUUGGUGCUUUCUUUGUAGUAGGAUUCCUGUAUGAUCAGAUAGCCUUACCCAGAUAUUUUGGCAACACUUGUAAUUGCUAUCACCACCCCCAAAGUACUAUGUGA
Lolium rigidum is the source of this 2109-nucleotide messenger RNA. Its product is annotated as receptor-like protein 2. The record is from RefSeq and is a predicted model, not a curated record. Gene Ontology annotation, molecular function: protein binding. The transcript has a single exon. Bases 1 to 2109 code for a protein of 702 amino acids. NCBI's taxonomy places the organism in Eukaryota, Viridiplantae, Streptophyta, Magnoliopsida, Poales, Poaceae.